Messenger RNA from Xyrauchen texanus (razorback sucker), 4858 nucleotides. Its product is annotated as protein O-mannosyl-transferase TMTC1-like. Lineage: Eukaryota; Metazoa; Chordata; Actinopteri; Cypriniformes; Catostomidae. The record is from RefSeq and is a predicted model, not a curated record. Bases 85 to 2688 code for a protein of 867 amino acids. The transcript has 20 exons. Gene Ontology annotation, molecular function: mannosyltransferase activity; protein binding. Gene Ontology annotation, biological process: RNA processing; protein O-linked glycosylation via mannose.
GCUUCAGUGCCACACACGGGCAAUGACACAGGACGCGUCUCCUAUCUUUCACUGCCUCCAACAGUAUGCGAGGCUCGGACCGACAUGACAGCGAACAGCCGAGGGACCAAAGCCGCUCCUCCUGCGCUGCAGCGGCGGCUGUCAGGAGCUGGAGUCCGGUUGCUCCGGUACGCCGUUCUGGUUGCGGUGUGCGCGCUUUGCUACAGUAACGCUCUCUGGGGAGAGUUUGUGCAUGAUGAUAUAUGGGCCAUCACUAACAAUCCAGAUGUCAGACCCGGGUCCACCCUCUGGAGCAUCUUCACCAAUGACUUUUGGGGCAAAAGGAUGGCUGAUAACACCAGCCACAAAUCCUACCGGCCACUCUGCAUCCUCACUUUCAAGUUAAACAUUUUGCUGGGCGGCAUGACUCCGUUUUACUUCCACCUGGUGAACGUGUGUCUACACUGCAUGGUGACGGCACUGCUCAUGCACACCUGCGAACAGUGUGUGUUCGAGGACAGCAACCUCUCCUUCCUCACCGCCCUCCUCUUCUCUGUCCACCCCAUUCACACUGAAGCAGUGUCUGGGAUUGUUGGCAGAGCAGAUGUGUUAACCAGCAUGCUGUUCCUCUUGGCCUUUCUCUCCUAUAUUAGGAGUGUGUCAGUGAGCAGAAUUGCUGACGCUUUCCCUUCAACAGUGUCUGUCUCUUCACUGGCUCUCAGUCUGUUUUUGGGCACCUGUGCCAUGCUGGUAAAAGAGACUGGCAUCACAGUUUUUGGAGUGUGCAUUCUCUAUGAUUUCCUGGUGAUCUGCCAUAAGCCACUCAUUUUGCACUUGUCACGCUCCAGGUUGAAAGAGCUCAUCAGAAUAUCUUUCCCAUUCAUCAAACGUGCCUGUGUGGUCGCCUUACAUGUCACAGUCAUCAUGUCUUUUCGCUUAUGGUUGAUGGGUGGAUCCAUGCCACUGUUUUCAGAGCAAGACAAUCCGGCUUCCUUCUCUCCGUAUCUGCUCACCAGGUUUCUCACAUACUGCUAUCUGCUCUCCUUUAAUGCCUGGCUGCUUCUGGCUCCCAUAGUGCUUUGCUAUGACUGGCAGGUGGGAAGCAUUCCGUUAGUGGAAUCUCUAUGGGACGAACGGAAUAUUGCUUCCCUGAUGUUGGCUCUGGUCAUGCUUGUAUUGAGCCUGCGAUGCAUUACACUACUACAGCAGAUGGAAGGGAAGGAGGUGUUGGUGGGCAUGCUGUACCUGGUCUUUCCCUUCAUCCCAGCCAGUAAUCUGUUCUUCCGUGUGGGAUUUGUGGUGGCGGAAAGAGUUCUCUACAUGCCCAGUAUGGGCUACUGUGUUCUGGUAGUGCAUGGACUGAACAGACUUUAUUCAGUGGUCAAUCGAUGGGGAGCGGCCGCGCUCACUGUGUCCAUGCUGGUUGUCCUCCUCCUCUUCUCCUGGAAGACCGUCCAACAGAAUGAAAUCUGGCUCUCCAGAGAAGCGUUGUUUAGGUCUGGCAUUAAGACGUUACCUCACAAUGCAAAAGUUCAUUACAACUAUGCCAACUUUCUGAAGGACAGAGGGCGAAACCAAGAAGCCAUUUACCACUAUAAAACUGCCCUCAGACUGUACCCUCGACAUGCCAGUGCACUGAAUAAUUUGGGCACCCUGACUCACCAAGCAGAGGAGGCUGAAAUGUAUUACAGGAAAGCGCUGGACAUUAACCCUCAGCACAACAGAGCUCUCUUCAACCUGGGCAACCUUCUCAAGUCUCAGGGAAAGGAAGAAGAAGCAGAGAGGAUGCUGAAAGAAUCGAUACGAUUCGGUCCACAUUUUGCUGAUGCCUACUCAAGUCUCGCCUCUCUAUAUGCUGACCAGGGACGUUCAAAAGAAGCAAAUGAAGUUUAUUCAAAAGGUAUUGAGAACUGCCCCGACAGUUCGGACCUCCAUAAUAACUUUGGGGUUUUCCUGGUAGACACAAGUCAUGGAGACCGUGCCGCCUUUCAUUACCAGGAAGCUGUUCGUCUCAAGCCAGCUCACUACGUUGCCAUGGUGAACCUGGGCCGCCUUCUUCGGUCGUCCAAUGACAAUAAAGAGGCGGAGUUAUGGUACAAAAGGGCCCUGCAAGUGGUUCGUAAGGUGGAUAUCCUGACCCCGCUGGGGGCUUUGUACUAUAACACGGGUAGAUAUGAAGAGGCACUGGAGGUUUACAAAGAGGCAGCCACACUGCAGCCAGACAGCACUGACAUCUGGCUCGCACUGGCGCAGGUUUUAGCCAUGGCAAGUCGCUCUACAGAGGCAGAGAAAAUGACCCUGGGCAUCAUUUCAAAGACCAGCAACUGCAUUGAAUGUUACCGCUUGUUGUCUGCCAUCUAUAGCAAACAAGGAAAUCACACUGAGGCAUUGGAUGCAUUAAAAACAGCACUGCUGCAGGAACCAUCAGAUCCUGCAGUGAGAUCAGAGCUGCACUUCUCCAUGGGCAACCAGCUCAGAGAGAUGAACCAACUUGACAAAGCCUUCCAGAGUUACAAGCUUGCUGUUGAUCUCAAUCCUGACCAGUCACAAGCUUGGAUGAACAUGGGCGGCAUUCAGCACAUCAAGGGAGACUAUGCAUCAGCGAGAAGGUACUACCAAAGAGCUCUUCUACUCUCACCCGGUUCCAAACUGCUGAAGGAAAAUCUGGCCAAGCUGGACAGACUAGAGAAAAAACUGCAAGGGGCCUAGAAGAGCAGCUUGACUUGAACUGUUGGCCAAAUCACAGGGGACAUGUAACCAAGAGAGAGAGAGAAGAGUGGGCAGAGGGUGAACUAAGACAUGCUAACUACAGUUUGGACUCCGGAGAUGAUAAAUGACUACUUCUUUCCCUCCUCAGUUUAUAAGAGGGAGUCUAGGACUAAACUAAUCCAAAAGACUGGCAUUUAUAGCCUUUAUAUCCAGGACUGGACCAUGGAGAUACAAUUGACCUCAGCACCAUAUUUCACUCUCAAAGCCACUUUAUGGCCCCUUUAGACUACGUCCACACAGCAGCAGAAUACAGUUGUCCUGUUUUGGACUGCUGAGUAUAGUUACGUUUACACACAGUAACGCUAACACAACUGACAAGAGCGUCUCUCUGAUUUGACUGUAGAGCGUUUGUAGGGUCCCUUUUACAUGAAUGGGUUUUUUUUUUAUUUCUCACCAUCAGGUGUUUAAGCAGUAGAAAAAUCUCUGAAAGUGAUUUUGCUCAGAUUUCGACUGUACCCUAGCCGUUCCGCUUGACCACUCCAGCUCCGCUCUGCUUCACUGAUUGCAAAGCUUUGCAGACAAAUGCUCAGAGUUAUCAGAGAUGACUGGCGCUGCGACUGUGCUCCAUUAACAUGGCAGAGCCUUUGAAGGUUGUCUGCUUGUAUUUUGCAUCCAUGUUUUUUUAUUGUUGUUUUUUUAUAAGUGGUUUAAAUGAAGGAAUGAUUCAUUGUGUGCUUUAUUUUAUCUUUUUUGUAUUGCAUAUGCAAUCAGUAUUGUGGAAUGUAUCAUGGACUAAAGGCGUAUUGACCUGUGCAGUGAGUUACAUAUCAAUGCAAUUUUUUUUCCUCAAGCUAGAAGAUUGAAGGCUCUUUACAUUCUAAUAAUAUCAUACAUAUAUUAUUUUGAUAUUAACAUUUUAUUGAUUAAAAUAAAUAAAACAGGAUUGAAGAAACAGUACAUACACACACAGAAUCAAAUUAUAAGAAAUUAUAUGUCCCUCCCCCUAAAUACCCCCCACUACAUCUAGUUGUCCAACACAAAAUGAAAGUAUACACACAUGGAAAUACAAAAAAAAAUAAUAAAUAAUAUUCAAAAUUUAAAACAGUCAAGAGGAAACACUUAAGACAAAAUAAAAUCACACGUAUACCCACAAAUCUCCCUCCACUGCCCGUCCCGAGAACCUUCUAAAAAGGCAAAAUAGUUGCCCCAUUUUUUAUUAAAUAACUCCAUAUUACCUAGCCUUCUAUAUUACAUUCCUUCAAAUGCCGCUACCCUGCCCAUCUCUGUAUGCCACAUAUUGAUGAGACGCCUAAUGUUAUCAGAAGAGCUACGGUCCUGAAUAAACCCCACCUGAUCUAUAUGUAUAAGAAUUGUCAUAACUGUGCUUUAUCGGUUAACCAAAAUGUUUGACAAUAUUUUAACCUCUAACAGGAUCAGGGAAAUUGGAUGGUAACUCUUGCACUCUUUGUCCUUUUUAAGAAUCAGACUGAUCCGGGCGUGUGUCAUGGUUGGAGGAAGCUUUCCAUUCUUUAAUGAUUCCGUAUAAACUUCUAGCAAAAGGUGAGCCAGUUCUGUAGCAUAAGAUCUAAAACAUUCAGCUGCAAAGCCGUCUGGCCCUGUUGCCUUGCCUUAAUUACCUCACCAAGUUCCUCCAAGAAUCAAGAGAAUUUUUUUUGCUCAGUCGUCAGUUUAGGAAGUUCUAAUGGUCAAAUCGACCCCCUGGUCCACGGCCUGUCCAGGGGUGUCAGCUUGAGCACGUAAAUGUCUUUUAAUGUCUCCAGAGCCUGAUGAUUUUGAACUCAUUUACAUAUUGUCCACCUAGAACUGUUAUGGAACAAAGUGUGUUUUCUCACCGGUUUAUGUCAUAAAAGGUAGUAAAACUAGCAAAGUGUGCAGAACUUGCCGUUCACACAUCCAAACCUUGCAUGGCAUCAUGUGACUUUCAUACAUAUAUUCUUGAACUUGGUCUCCACAACAUUAAAUUUAGUCCUAUUUUCAGUGACCAGAAUUUGUCGUGCGGAUCUCUUGAUUACACUGUAAUCUUUGCACUUACAUUUGUUUGCCAUAGGAGCCAUCAUGAGGAACAUUUCUUGAAUUAAGCAGCCCUGCUAAACAUUUCUUAGAAGAAACCAAUGUGAAGUAAUGUAUGAAUGUUUAAUAAAUAUUAUCC